GCACCAAUAUUCCUCGUUACUUCCUAUAAAUACUUCGUCGGAAUCGCCUAAUGAUAAGCAUCAACACACUGCUGCCAUCUAUAGCUCCAUCGUUUCAUGUUCAUUACAACCUCGUAUAGCUAGAAAGACAGCUUCUGUUCUUGAAAUCUCAUCCAUCAUCACUAAUCUUUUCAUGGCUAAUUCCCAGCUUGCUGUUUCGACUUCCGUCAAAGUCCCCUCACGAAUCUCCACCCACCCAUCCCUUCGUCCACUUCAUAAACGCCAUGAUCGCCUCUCUCAUUGCUCUAUAUUUGGGGAAAGAUUAAAGUCCUUACAUCCUGUCAAAGGAAGUAGGAAAUUCAUCAGGCUGAAAAUUUCCUGCGUUGCCACUAAACAAGGUUCAGCUGUUGCUGCUGACCCUGCAAAUGAUCAGAAACUCGUAGCCUGGACCAGUGUCAAGCAGGAAAAAUGGCGGGGAGAGCUUCGUGUUCAAGGGGAAAUUCCACUAUGGCUGAGUGGAACCUACCUUAGGAACGGCCCAGGGCAAUGGCACAUCGGCGAUUACAACUUCCGGCACCUCUUCGACGGCUACGCCACCCUCGUCGGCCUCCACUUCGACGGCGGCCGCCUCGUCAUGGCUCACCGUCAGGUCCAAUCGGAAGCCUACAAGGCCGCCAAGCAGAACAACAAGCUCUGCUACCGCGAAUUCUCCGAAGUCCCUAAAACCGACAACUUCCUGACCUACAUCGGCGACCUCGCCAAGCUCUUCUCCGGCGCCUCCUUGACCGACAAUGCCAACACCGGCGUCGUCAAGCUCGGCGACGGCCGAGUCGUCUGCCUCACGGAGACAAUCAAGGGCUCCAUCGUAGUCGAUCCCGAAACCCUAGACACAUUGGGGAGAUUCGAAUACAGCGAUCAUUUGGGUGGGUUGAUCCACUCGGCCCACCCGAUUGUUACGGACUCGGAGUUCUUAACCCUAUUACCCGAUUUGAUCAACCCGGGUUACUUAGUGGUGAGAAUGGAGCCCGGCACCAAUGAGAGGAAGAUCAUUGGCCGGGUCAACUGCCGGGGCGGCCCGGCCCCUGGUUGGGUCCAUUCUUUUCCGGUGACGGAGAAUUACGUGGUGGUGCCGGAGAUGCCGCUGAGAUACUGCGCCCAGAAUCUUCUUAGGGCGGACCCCACCCCGCUCUUCAAAUUCGAGUGGCAUCCCAACUCCAAAGCUUACAUUCACGUCAUGUGUAAAGCCAGUGGCAGAAUUGUAUCGAGCGUGGAGGUUCCUCUGUUCGUGACGUUCCAUUUCAUCAACGCGUACGAGGAGGAAGAUGAGGAGGGACGAGUGACGGCCAUUAUUGCAGACUGCUGCGAGCACAAUGCCGAUACGACUAUAUUGCAGAACCUCACACUUCAGAAUCUCCGGUCACUUUCCGGCCAGGAUGUCCUGCCGGAUGCCAGGGUUGGAAGAUUCAGGAUUCCACUAGAUGGAAGCCCUAAUGGCAGUUUAUACGCAGCGCUUGAUCCGGAAGAACAUGGAAAAGGCCUCGACAUGUGCAGCUUUAAUCCUACCUUUCUUGGUAAGAAAUACAGAUAUGCUUAUGCCUGUGGCGCCAAGAGACCUUGCAACUUCCCCAACACACUCACUAAGCUAGACUUGGUGGAGAAGAAGGCCAAGAACUGGUUCGACGAAGGGUCCGUACCAUCAGAACCCUUUUUCGUGCCACGUCCGGGAGCAACCGAGGAAGAUGAUGGAGUGGUAAUAUCAAUGAUCAGUGACAAAAAUGGAGAAGGAUACGCACUACUGCUGGAUGGGUCGACUUUUGAAGAAAUAGCGCGAGCAGAGUUCCCUUACGGCCUUCCCUACGGGCUGCACGGGUGUUGGGUUCCAAAGACAUGAACUUACGAGUGUAUUGAAAACGCAAAUAGUUAUGACACUAGUCGUUGAUCAUAUGCCCUAUAAAGCAAUUUGUAGUAUAUGAUUACAGCCGUAAUCAUCGACUGACAGUCCAUGGAGAGAAUUCCCGGAUCAUGCAGGAUGCAUAUAGCUCAAUGAAAUAAAAUUUCCA
This is a messenger RNA of Andrographis paniculata, 2039 nucleotides long. RefSeq names its product carotenoid cleavage dioxygenase 8 homolog B, chloroplastic. Gene Ontology annotation, molecular function: carotenoid dioxygenase activity. The record is from RefSeq and is a predicted model, not a curated record. Lineage: Eukaryota; Viridiplantae; Streptophyta; Magnoliopsida; Lamiales; Acanthaceae. Gene Ontology annotation, biological process: carotene catabolic process. Gene Ontology annotation, cellular component: chloroplast. The transcript has 6 exons. Bases 173 to 1870 code for a protein of 565 amino acids.